AUGGCCGGAAUUUUGAGCGCCAUCAAGCUACGACGCAACGGCUACAACAACUUCACAAUCUAUGAAAAAGCCAAACGUCUGGGCGGCACAUGGCGAGAAAAUACUUAUCCUGGGAUCGCUUGCGACGUACCGUCUCACUCCUAUUGUUAUGAAUUUGAACCCAAUCCGGAGUGGUCUCACACCUGUUCACCUGGCGCUGAGAUCCUGGAGUACUUCGAAAACGUUGCGGUAAAAUACGGCGUAACCAAGCACGUCCAGUUCGAAGCAGAGAUAUCACAAUUGCGCUUUGAGGACGACAAGUGGCACCUACAGUGCAAAGAUGGCCAGAGCGGCGUGUUCGACUUCAUCGUUGCUGCAACGGGCGUACUCCACCACCCUGCCUAUCCUGAUAUCCCAGGUCUGCAGACAUUUACCGGCCCCACCUUUCACUCGGCGCGUUGGGACCAUACGGUCAAACUGGAAGGACAGCGCGUCGGUAUUAUAGGUACGGGUUCCAGUGCCAUUCAGAUUAUUGGCGACCUGUCGGGCAAAGUGGCAAAACUGAUUCAAUUUCAGCGCACGCCGCAAUGGAUCUUACCGCGUCCGAAUCCAACGUACAGUGAACAGGAAAAACAAUACUUUCGCGAAAAUCCGGAAGCGAUGCAAAAGAUUCGCGCUGAACAGAUGCAGAUGUUCGAACAUGGCUUUUCCUCAGCCGUUGUGGGUGAAAAUCCCCAGGCAUUGGCCGACAUUCAAGCGGCCACGCUGGCUCAUCUCGAAAACAAAGUCAGCGACUCGGUGUUGCGGGAAAAACUACGGCCCAACUACCAGGCAGCCUGUAAAAGACUCAUCAUGGACGACAAGUAUUACGAUGCCAUUCAACAUCCUGACUCGGAACUGGUGACGGAAACAAUAAGCGCUAUCGAACCUGCCGGAGUGCGUACCGCAGACGGGAAAUUGCAUGAACUGGACGUACUGGUAAUCGCGACGGGCUUUAAAGCCGAUCAGUUCCUGCGCCCAAUCGAGGUCAUUGGACGCAACGGUAAAACGCUGGAAGAAGCAUGGGCCGAUCGGCCAUCUGCCUAUUUAUCGGUAUGCGCACCGGAUUUUCCCAACCUCGUCAUGCUCAAUGGCCCCAAUGGCCCUGUCGGCAAUUUUUCACUGAUUGACGUUGCAGACAUCCAACUCGAUUUUUUCAUGAAACUCCUGGAUGAACUGCAGGCUGGCGAUUAUACCGCAUUUGCACCUAAAUCUGAGGCGGCUGAGCGAUUCGAAGCGGAACGAGUACAGGCAACGAAGAAUACGGUAUGGGUGUCCGGGUGCAAAAGUUGGUACCUGGAUGAUAAUGGUGUACCUGCCGCAUGGCCAUGGUCGAUGCAUCGGUUUCGUACUGCUUUGGGGAACCCGGAUUUUGCCGAUUUUGAACUGACUCGCUGA
Messenger RNA from Symbiodinium necroappetens, 1416 nucleotides. NCBI's taxonomy places the organism in Eukaryota, Dinophyceae, Suessiales, Symbiodiniaceae. The record is from the annotation of a GenBank genome assembly.